UUGCCAACAAAGUGAGUGAGACGAACUUGAUUUGCCACCAAGUUUGAAUAUUCACCGAAAAAGCACCAACUCAUGGCUAAAACUCCUCGUUUUUUGAGAUGAAACGUUGUUCAAAACUACAUUUUAUAGUAGCUUAGCCUCGGCUUGUUCUUAAUUUGUUCUUAACCUUUGACCAAUUUUGAGGCUCGUAUUCUUCUGAGAUUGUUUUUAUAAAAAGAGCGUAGUGGACAUUUCAUGCCGUGGCGCAAAGAAUACGCUCAAAAGAGUUAUCCUCCGUCGGCCUCAAACAACUGUUAAAAUUUAAAAAGUUUCAGUUACAACCAUGAAUUAGACGAAUAAUUAUCAUGUUUAUGGUAACUCAUAGCAACAUGACAGGUUUCAUUGCUUCUGCUCACUGAAGCGAAUCAACUAAUUGGCGCGAACAUCACGUCACCAGCCAAAAUGGCGGCCCGCUCGCAGCGUUUUUGGAGAGCUGCGGAUUUUUUUCAAAAAUCUCGCCAAUAUUAGAACCGGAUUUGCAUAAUAUUUGCGAAAGUCUGUUCAAACAAUUUUAUUUUAUGAUUUAUGGAAAACAUGUGAAUUGGUUGCAUGGGAAUGGAGAAGUUUUUGAACUUUCAGACGAUGCCUCAUCUUUGAAUGGAUGCGUGACAUACAGAAAGGAUGCAACAAUUAGGCCAGUUUGCCGGGAAAUGAAAUUUUCUGAUAGAGCAAAGAUUCUGAAAAGAAACAACAUUGAAUCCGACACAUUCACUCUGGCAAGUUUUGUCUGCAAAAACAACGGAGUUAAUUGCCACGGAUCAAGCAACUAAAGAGAUAUUCAGCGUUGUGGCAAAAUAGAAGACGCAAAAAGGACAACAGAUAACAAAAAUCGCAAAACUAUUUCUGUUGAUUUGUUUUUGCUGCUGUGGAAAAUAAAAGAGAAACAAGUGAAGUACAAGAAAGGUGAGAUAAAACAAAGUGCUGACAAACGCUGAUAAAUAAAACUGUACAAGACAAGUUGGAAUGAAACUAAAACGCUGAAUUUGCACCGCUUUGAAACGCAAGGAAGGGAUUGCAAUCUGUUAAAAAACUUGGGAAUUAAAAACUUGAAACAGAGAACAACUUGUUGAAUCCUAAAAUUUCAAGAAAUAGAGCUUUACAAAAUAGAACUUCGUCAAGUUAAAUUGCUGUUUUGCUGAGGCAUCUUUACGUAACAUUGAAUCGCAAAUCGAAACAAGAGGCGUAACAUCGAAUGCCCGCGAAUUUUCUUAUGGGUUUUAAUGGGAGCAGUACUGAAUACCGCGGGUGCGGCUGAAAUCGCAGCAGAGCUCGCGUGUUGCGCGUGUUCCUCCGUUUGUGGUUUUCUCUGUAAAGAUCAAGCCACGCGGGCGAAACUUCGAUACUGUACGAUACUUUUAUUUGCAACAAUCAUGUGCUUUGUAAUGCUCGUUCCGGGAAUGCGUCGAAGUAUCGACAGAAUACCGAACUUUUGCGGGAAACUCGUUACAAGUGAGACCUGCGACAGAUUUUUCGGUUUCGGCGCGGUGUACCGCAUAAUGUUAUCAAUGACAAGCUUUUAUGGUAUAUUCGCACUUUGGACAAUCCGCGUCACACGGACAAAUAGUUUUCGCGCGAAAGUACACAACGGAUUCUGGAUCGCAAAGUUAGUCAUAUUAGGCGGUAUAACGGCUGGAACGUUUUUUAUACCGAAGAAAUCCGAGUUUUUCCGUAUAUGGAUGUAUGCGUGCUUGGUCGGUGGUUUUGUAUUUAUGAUGUAUCAAAUAGUGAUGGUGAUAGACUUCGGACAUUCGUGGAGCGUUUCAUGGGCGGAAAAACUCGACUCAAAUAGUUCCAAACUCUGGUAUUUAGCAAUGGUCCUAUCAACUAUAUUAAUGUUCGUAAUUUCGCUUGCGGCAGUUGCGACGUUUUAUGUCUUCUUCGCGGGUUCGCAAGCGUUCAAACAGUGCAAAGCGAACAUGUUCUACAUCACUUUUGUUGUCAUUCAAUGUUUCCUAGCAACAGUAAUAUCUGUAAUACCCACAGUGCAACAGGAGCUUGAAGGAGCUGGUCUGUUACAAUCAUCAGUGGUGAUUCUGUAUACGGUGUAUCUCACAUUUAACACGUUGUCCACCGAGCCGGAUGCGAUUUGCAACCCUCUUGGAAAGGUGAUAUUAGAUUAUGACAAAAUGUCAGGAAUAAACGGCGAGGCACUUUUCGGAUGCCUGUUAACAUUUGCGUUGAUAAUCUUCGCGUGUACAGUGCGUGCGCAUACAACGCAUUUCGGAAAAUACGGACUGGCUCUUUCGGAAUCCGAGGAGUAUGCGCUAACGACUUUUAUGAAGCAACAAGAGAAAAUGCCAAAGGAUGGCGAGCAGCCUGAAAUAUCUCUUGAUGAUUUUGUGGGCUGCAAUUAUUCGUUGUUUCAUUUCAUAAUGGCAUUGGCAUCAUUACAUCUUCUUAUGAUUCUUACGAACUGGCAUUCACCCGAUCAAAGGUCAAGCAUGAAGCGACUUGUUAAAAACUGGGCCUCUGUUUGGGUGCAAAUGGCAUCGAGUUUCAUUUGUAUAUUGAUAUACAUAUGGUUUUUAGUUACCCCCCUAAUAAGAAAGUUGUGGGGUCCACUGUUUGGGAUACCGUUAAAUGAGGAUGUUUAUAAAAGGUUCAAUGACCAAGGUCAUAAUAUCAUAGUAGCAAAGGACAAGGUAGCAAAGGACAAUGUAGCAAAGGACAGUGUAGGAAGGGACAAAGUAGUAAAGGACAAUAUAUUAAAGGGUAGGUCAAAUGACAAAAAAGAAGACGGGGGUACGCUUGAGAAAUACAGCAAUGACGUUGGUGAUAAAUUUGAGCCGGACAUAUCAAUGGGAAGCAUCAAAAGGUUGAAAUCCAUGGAGAGUUUACGAUCUGCAGUUUCCUCUGUGACAAAACGCAAAUCGAGGCUGAAACAUGAUGGAGAUGGUAGCCGGUCACAAGUAAACUAUUCCGAUCAAUCAAAUGAUAAAUUUGUUGAUAAUGAAAAACAACAUAGAACAAAAAGAAAAGGCCUAACGCGGUUCGGUUCGAUCGAAAGUUUACGAUCCGGAUUUUCGGUAAUAUCCACGGCAACAAGUGAAGUUAGAGAAAAAAUUAAGAGAAAAUUAAAGAGGAAGAAGAAAGAGGAUAAAAUCAGAGAAAAUGAGCAAUGUGAUGAUGAUUCUAAAGUAAAUAUAAACAAUGUCGAUGAGACGAAAGGUGUCCGGAAAGAAAAUGAAGGGCGGGUUUUAAAAUUGAAAAAUUCCUUUGUAAAUAGUAGGAAACCGGGAGAGGAGCGGAUGAGAACUAUCCAAGACCGGUUACAACGAAGCUACGAUAGUAAUUGGUCAGAUGGUAAAAGGAAAAAUAGAAGCAGACCCGUCAAUAACAUGGAACCGUUGACUCAAGAUGUGACGUCAGGGAAACAGUUACCAGAGAGACAGUUGCUAGGGAAACAGUUUCAGAACGAACAGACACGAAAUAUCGAAAACGAACAACAGUUAGAGCACAAAACAAAAACAAAUGACAUUGCUGCGAGAGAACUGCAAACCGAAAUUUAUUCUGAAAAUAGGCCCGCAGAACAAUGUGCGGGAACAGUCAAUAACAAGCAGGAAAGACCCCUGUCUAGCGCAUCAUAUUACGGUACAAGCACGUUUCAAGAGAAAGCGCAGGACCCGCAAGUUGCCCGCGAAAUGCUGCGUUUGCAGUGGAAGAUACUGAGAAUGCAGGCAAAAGUUGUCAAGAUACAAGAAAAGAUCAUGAGGAUACAGGCUGAAGACGAGGCGGCAAAGAAAAAUGCAAUGGAGGCUGCAGAAAGAUUGGAGCCACCGUUAGGCCAAAGCUCUAUGGUGGCUGGAGAUGUUUACAUGAGAAAUAAGGAAGUAGAAUUUGAGAUUUCCAGGAAGGAACAUGGAUGAGAAUUGGGUUUCCAAGAAACUCGUACGCUCUAAAUAAUUCACAAAUAUAUUAAAUUGAUAAUUUAUUGAUUUCAUUUUUAUUAACUUGUAAAUAUUAAAAUUUAAAACUGAAUUUUUUAUGAAAAGGGGUGAAUAAAAAACAAAGCAUCUAUGGUGAA
This is a messenger RNA of Rhopilema esculentum, 4063 nucleotides long. RefSeq lists its product as uncharacterized. Gene Ontology annotation, cellular component: membrane. NCBI's taxonomy places the organism in Eukaryota, Metazoa, Cnidaria, Scyphozoa, Rhizostomeae, Rhizostomatidae. The record is from RefSeq and is a predicted model, not a curated record.